AAUGUCUCGAAGGAACACCUCUAGACUAUACAUAUGAUCUGCGUUGGAAGGGACUGUAAUGGUAAAUACAGACAACUGAAACUUCAACAUAGUUUUCUUAAUGAAAGUAAUGGUGUCCUAGCCUUCACAAGAUGGGCCAGGGAAAGAGUUUUCCCGACCCAGAGAAGACUGUGGGACUCGUCCAUGGAAAGCUGAAAUUACAUUUGGGGAUCAUAACAAAGAUAGCCAAACUGUCCUACGAUGAUCUUAUACAAUCUGUCAAGGACAUCAAUGAACUAACUACAACCUUCACUGACCACAAAGGGAAGCAACUCCUGUUUUCAGUGGAGGCAGGUACAGAUACAAGCAUAUUCUGGAAGCACACAAUACGCAUCUGUUGCCAGAAGGUGAACACACGACUUAACCUCAUUGAGUCCUCACGUAUCCUCAAACUACGCCAAUAUAUAGAGGUGUACAGCGAGAUCACAGACCAAGUGUCCAGCAUGUCCCUCAACUCAGACCAAACAUCCAUGCCGUCACCCCUGGGAGCCUCGAGCGAUAUAACAGCCUCCAUCAUAUUUGACGAGACAGCCAGAGAAGGUGACACAGAGGACACAGAGUGCUGUAUUUGUAUGGAGAAUAAGUCUGAGAUCAUCCUUGCCUGUAACCACAAGUUUUGUGAGAGCUGUAUAGAUCAAUGGAAUGACUCUAGCCGUACCUGUCCUAUAUGCCGUGCAAAGGUACGAAGUAGGGAUGAUACGUGGGUGCUCACAGAGAAACCAUCUCCUAACGAGUUCCAAUCCGAAGUGAAGGAUUAUCUGCUUGGAAUAGUUGACAAUAAAGGACAACCUGAAUCACACUAGUGCUGUCAUUGUUGUUUACAGGUGUAGGGAUCAAAUUAGUGCUAUAUUGAUGGUGUCACAGUGCUAUUCAGGUCAUAUCAUUGCAAAUAUUGGGUCACAUCAUUCCAAGUUUUCGGUGGCUAACACUAACCUAUGAUUGACAAUGCACACACUUUCUAGAGUCAAAAUAUUGAAAAUAUGGAACUAAAAUGUUUAUUGCAAGAUUUUGUUGCAUAACAAUAGAUAUAUAGACUCUGAACUUGUAGGAACUGAUUGCUAUAAACUGAUGAAUUUGGAUUGACUCUGCUGAAAUAGCUCCCGGUAUAUAUCUACAUGUCCUGAGUCUUGUUAAUCUCCCAUUUUCGCUUGCAUGAUAGCAACGGUAUUAUAUAUCAGAAGAGAGUGGAAAGUUGUUGUGGUUUAGAGGGGACCGUUAUUGUCAUUUGGAACAAACUGGUUGCACAGGUUUUCAUUUCUGAUAUAAACAAACAUGUCUUAUUACAUUAUAAAACAUCUUUAUAAACAAACAUGUCUUAUUACAUUAUAAAGCAUCUUUGUAAACAAACAUGUCUUAUUACAUUAUAAAACAUCUUUGUUUAUAUCAGAAAUGAAAACCUUUGGUGGUUGGUGGUCGGACAAAGGAGACAUGAUUUGGUAUACUAGUUUUAAUUUCAUUGUUGUGAAAAACAAAUGUGUUAAAAGUAGUUGCUAUAUUUGCUCAAGAGAAAAUGUUUGCAAAUUGAGAUACCAUUAUUGUCAGGAAGUUUGUACAUUAAGGAUGGUUCUACACAGGAUACCCAUCUCCUGGAAGGAAAUUGGUAUAAAAUGGUUUACAUUAGGGUAGCCAGUCAUAUACCAAGAUCCUGAAUUGUUAUGAAUAUUGCUUUUGAAUUGGGGUUUUAAAUGAUUGUGUGGUAUUGUAGGGUUGAAAAGAUGGCUGUACCUAAUAUUUAUUUGUUGUGAGAUGGCUGUACCUACUAUAGUGCUAAGCUGGGCUACAUUUGUUAGAAGAUUCUCAUAUAGAUUACCUAUAUAUAAGUAAACAAGUUUGCCAGUAGACGGUAAAACUAUGAUAGAGAUGUGAUAACCUGUUACUUGUUAAGUGUCUUACCGGUAAUUUGUUUUAGAUGUCGUAAAUGUUUUGUUAUAUCAGAGUAGGAAUAGCUUCUAUCACUGUAUUUAUGCAACAUGAUGUGACAAAACAAAUCUGAGGAAGAAAUGUUGAUUUGUUGUGUUUCAAAUUUUCAAUAUUUUAAUGCAAUACCAAUUGCAACUUUUAUGACAGUCCCAACUAGCUGGGGGGAUGUGAAUGGUGGUAGGGGUGAGGGUGGUA
Molecule: messenger RNA, 2154 nt
Organism: Pecten maximus
Lineage: Eukaryota; Metazoa; Mollusca; Bivalvia; Pectinida; Pectinidae
Product: RING finger protein 141-like
Exons: 6
Coding region: 132-842 (236 amino acids)
Biological process (GO): protein autoubiquitination
Molecular function (GO): ubiquitin-protein transferase activity
Source: RefSeq, a predicted model, not a curated record